Haliotis rubra (blacklip abalone) is the source of this 4506-nucleotide messenger RNA. Its product is annotated as multidrug resistance-associated protein 1-like. The record is from RefSeq and is a predicted model, not a curated record. Gene Ontology annotation, cellular component: membrane. Gene Ontology annotation, biological process: transmembrane transport. Bases 212 to 3619 code for a protein of 1135 amino acids. The transcript has 22 exons. NCBI's taxonomy places the organism in Eukaryota, Metazoa, Mollusca, Gastropoda, Lepetellida, Haliotidae. Gene Ontology annotation, molecular function: ATP binding; ABC-type transporter activity; ATP hydrolysis activity.
GAUUUCUUUCGAUGGACGUUGCUGAUGACCCUUCGUCAAGAGUGUGUGGACGGGGGUGACGUUUCUCUAUGAACAUCGCAGCACUUCUAGUACUUCUUGUGACAGAGGGGUCUCUUCUUUCAAGAAGGUAACGAACAUGCAUUUUUCAAUAAUGAAGCUCUGGAACUGCAUCUUCGGGCAUCACUCAUGAACAUCGGUAUUCAAGAAGGCAAUGAAUCUCCACUGGAGGUCAAGGAAGAAAUAUUCCAUGGGCGAAAUGACCAACUACAUGUCCAGCGAUACUGAAACCAUCGCCUACCAUCUCACCCAUCUUACAGAGGUCAUAUUCACGCCGAUUCAUUUCAUUGUCGUCUUCUACCAGCUGUUCAACAUCCUUGGUCCAUCUGCAGGAUUUGGCCUCCUCGUCAUUUUGCUCAUAAUGCCCAUCAAUACGUACGUCGCUGUGAGGAUGCAAUCUCUGAUUGAAGAGAACUCUAAACAGAAGGAUGAAAAGAUGAAACUUCUCAACGAGGUCCUUACAGGAAUGAAGGUAUUGAAGCUUUAUGCUUGGGAGAAGUGCUUUGGAGACAAGCUCAAUGCUGCCAGAGAAAAGGAGUUGGAGGGCCUGAAGCAGUUGUUGUCUAUUAGGGCAUUCAGCAUCUUCAGCUGGAACGCUGCACCUUUUGUGAUUUCCAUAGUGAUGUUCUGUGGGUUUUUCUACUUGAAUGGAGAUAGUAUUUUGACCGCUAAAUCAGCCUUCGCCAUAGUGUCUCUGAUGAACAUCCUCCGAUAUGCCAUAAACCAAACACCGGAAGUUGUCUUCGAUCUCAUUAAGGCCGACGUCAGCAUCAAGAGACUCCAGGAGUUUUUCAGGGAAGAUGAAUUUGGUGCCAACCAUGAUCAAUGUGAUAAUACAAAUGGUGUGGCAAUAGAAAUGAGGAAUGCUUCUUUAUCUUGGGACGACAACAACCAGCCAGUACUUAGCAAUAUCAACCUCAGCAUACACGAGAACAGUUUAGCUGCCGUGGUAGGUCACGUCGGUAGUGGUAAAACGUCCAUGGUCGCUGCUGUUCUUGGGGAGGUUGACAAGGUAAAGGGUCACAUUGGAGUGCAGGGUCGUGUGGGCUAUGUUCCACAACAAGCAUGGAUACAGAACGACACCUUGAGGAACAACAUCUUGUUUGGCAAGCCAUUGGACAAGGGACUAUACGAGAGGGUGAUCCACGCUUGUGCGUUAAAGCCUGAUAUUGACGUUCUGGCUGAUGGAGACCUGACAAUGAUUGGAGAGAGGGGAAUCAACUUGAGUGGAGGACAGAAGCAGAGGGUGUCGUUAGCUAGAGCUGUCUACAAUGACGCAGACAUAUACCUCCUGGACGACCCUCUCAGUGCCGUGGACAGCCAAGUGGGAAGACACAUUUUUGACAAAGUCAUCGGCUCCAACGGCAUGUUAAAGGACAAGACACGAAUCUUGGUAACGCACAACAUCAGAUAUCUACCUGACGUUGAAAACAUCAUCGUCCUUGCGGAGGGCACGGUGGCACAGACGGGGUCCUUCAGUGAUCUUCUUAAAAGUGAAGGGGCGUUUACCCAGGUUCUCAAGUCGUACCUCGCAGAGUACGAGGACAAUAGAGAGGAUAUUGGAGAUCUGCAAAAUGACCAUGAUGAUUUAUCAAACGAUUUGAAGAGUACACUGAAGAGGUUGGAAAGUGAGGGGCAGUCGCCCAUGCCUCCAGCUGGAUACGAACGCCAGACAUCGAGGACGUCCAGACAGUCUUCCAGAAACUUGUCUAUCUCAGAGGAGACUCAUAGUGCUACUGGUGCUUUCAUUGAUGUGGAGGAGACGACAGACAUUAGCGGGAAGGAAAAAUGGAACCUGCUUUUGGACUAUAUGAAAGCCUUCGGGCAGCGGUAUAUGUUUCUACUGGCUGUUGCCUUUGCGCUCUACUAUAUCUUGUUUAUGGGGGCCAACAUCUGGCUCGCUAAUUGGACCGAGGACCCUUUGCUGAAGAAGGUCAGCACAGAGGACCAUGGAAAUGUAUCGCGGGAGGACAUAUGGAGGACCAACAUGAAAUACCUUGCAGUUUACAGCUGGCUCGGACUGAUCAUGUCUCUAUGCCUCCUGACAUAUGCUUUACUAAUGGCGUUUGGAGUUGUGAGGGCAUCUCGAGACUUACAUCACAGACUACUGACAAGUAUUCUUACUUCACCAAUGGAAUUCUUUGAAACAACGCCAAUAGGAAGGAUAACCAAUCGCUUCUCUCGAGACAUAGAGAUUAUAGAUGGAGAAUUACCCUUUAGACUGGAGUUUUGGUUCGACUCGGCGAUGAAUAUAACUAUUGCCAUGUUUGCUGUUGUAUACAGCACGCCACACGUCCUUGUGCUGCUGAUUCCUCUGGCGUAUUACUAUUACGACGUACAGAAACGUUACACCAAGACAAGCUGUCAAGUGAGGAUGUUAGAGUCGAAGCUGCGGUCGCCAAUCGAGAGCCACUUCACCGAAUCCGUAGUAGGGGCUGAAAUUGUGAGAGCCUACAAAGCUCAAGGAAGAUUUUCUGAAAAGUUCGAGGACGUGACUGACAACUGGAACAGGAUGGGAUUUUAUAGUUUGCUGUCACGCAGGUGGCUUGGUGUACACAUGCUUGGUGUGGGUAACGUUGCUUGUGCGAUGUCGUCACUGCUCAGUACUGUCUUCAGAGGUGCCAUGUCUGGUGCCCUACUUGGGCUAGGGAUAUCAUUUUCUAUGGAGAUAAAUGGCUGCAUGAUGUGGUUUGUGAUUUUACAGGGACAAGUUGAAACCAGCCUCAUUUCUAUGAAAAAAAUAGACGAAUACACUAACAGCCCAAAUGAGGCUGCCAGAAGGAAGAACACGGGUCGGUUGCUACCAAUUUGGCCUCACACAGGGAGUCUAACAUUCAAGAACUAUAGUUUACGAUACCGAGAAGGUCUUGACUUGGUAUUGCGGGACAUCACUUUCACUGUUCAUGGAGGAGAAAAGGUUGGUGUUGUAGGGAGGACAGGUGCUGGGAAAUCAUCUCUGAUGCUCUCCCUUUUCCGACUAGUUGAGGCAGCAGAGGGGUCAAUUCUAAUUGACGGGAUUGAUAUAUCAGACAUCGGACUCCAUGAUUUGAGGGAGAAACUUGCUAUCAUACCACAAGACCCUGUGUUGUUUAGUGGAUCACUGAGAAUGAACCUCGACCCCAAGGGACUGUACACAGAUUCUAUUAUAUGGACAGCUCUUGACCACACCCAUCUCCGACAUUUUGUUGCUUCCCUCCCUGAGAAGUUGCAGACUGACUGUGGAGAAGGUGGAAGCAGCUUCAGCGUUGGUCAGAGACAGUUACUCUGCCUGGCGAGAACACUUUUGCGAAAGGCAAAAGUGUUGGUUCUUGACGAGGCUACAGCAGCUGUUGACAUGGCAACGGAUGACCUGAUACAGCAGACAAUCAGGUCAGAGUUCAAGGACUGCACGGUGCUGACCAUCGCCCACCGACUCAACACGGUCAUGGACUACGACAGGAUCCUUGUCUUGGAUCAGGGUACUGUGGAGGAGCUGGGCUGCCCAAAACGACUCCUUGAAGAGAAGGGGAGGUUCUAUCAAAUGGCUGUGGAUGCUGGACUUACGGCAGGUGGCCCUUGCUGAUGACAUCAUGCAAUGAAGACAUCUUGGAAACGAAACAUACUCAGCAAAACCAAACAAAAACAAACCGAUUGGUUGACAUUGACAUAUAUUCAAUAUGUAAGUAUUAAAUGGAUCAUGAUAUGAACUACUUUAAUAUUAUAAGUUGUUCACUGUUCUCGAAGACAAGAAAAAUAAUGUUAGAGUUAUUUCUUCGAUCAAGUUGCAUUCGCAAAACAUCGGUAAUUUCCGUACAUCAUACGUGAUUCAAUGUUAUUCGAGAUAAAGAAUUACUACUACUAAGUACCAAAUGAGUUCGGCAUUCCCGGCGGGGUAUAUAAAAAAUGUUACUCGCUUGUAAGCGGGGCACAUUGAAAAUAAUAUAAGAGCGCUCAGCCAAUCAGAAAACGACAUUUAUGUGUGAGGCAAGAUAAUGAAUUAUCAGAUACUUUUGUGAGUCAAUUUGGAGUUCGGCAAGGUUGUAUAUUAUUGUAGUGGACCUUAACUUUUCUUGUUGAGUAUAUAUAGCGUUGUUGUAGUUUUCUCAUCAAUGUCAACCCAUCGGUUUGUUUGGUUUGUUUGUCGUUUAACGCCACACUCAGCAAUAUUCCAGCUAUAUUGCGGCGGUCUGUACAUUUCGAGUCUGGACCAGACAAUCCAGUGAGUAUCGAUCAAUGCAAUUGGGAUACGAUGACAUAUGUCAACCAAGUUUGCGAGCCUGAUUACCCGGCCGGAUAGUGCAUGCCAGAUAAUAUUCCACAAGGACUCGGUGCUUCUGUGACCCACUCUCCUAAUUGUGAUUGUUUAUGAAUGAUGUGUUUUUGUUAAAAAUAGAACUGGACAACUUAGAGGUGAGGUGAAAUUGGCUUUAACGUCGUGCUUGAGAAUAUUUCGCACAUAUGACGACGUGC